Symbiodinium pilosum is the source of this 558-nucleotide messenger RNA. Lineage: Eukaryota; Dinophyceae; Suessiales; Symbiodiniaceae. The record is from the annotation of a GenBank genome assembly.
AUGCCAAGCACGGAGGCUGGCGUGGGGCCUCUUGCAGAGGCCUACGACAGCGCCUUGCGCGUGCAGAAGGUGCGGAAGAUGCUGCAGGACUACUGUUCCGAGCUCGUGGAGAGCAAUGCCACGGUGGGAACUGACGUCUUCAUCCGCAAUCUGCAGUGCUCUGGGGUCAUCAAGGGCGGCAAGCAUUGGGAGCCAGAGUUUUCCCUGCAAGAAGUGGCCCAGGAGUCCGGCAUCUGUUCGAUGACCGUCUCCAAUCCGAGCCAACCGAUCCUGGACGAGCUCAUCUCGGCUCACAUCGCAUCAGGUGCCGUGCAGGAGGAUGGCGUGGAGGCGAACUUAUCCCUCCCAGGCUCACGGGGGUCGCCGCGACAUCGCACCCACAGUGACCGGCAGUUGUCGAAAGUCACCAGCGACCGGAACCUGCCGCCUGCUCCGCCAGCGACUUGUGAGCCUUUCGAGAAGUACAGCUUCUUUGCGCAGCUAGGCCGAGAUGUGCAGGAAAUGAGCGUGGGAUAUCCAGCACUCUUUCUGUCUUACUGGGUGAAAAACUCCCUGUAA